Closterium sp. Yama58-4 is the source of this 1041-nucleotide messenger RNA. The record is from the annotation of a GenBank genome assembly. NCBI's taxonomy places the organism in Eukaryota, Viridiplantae, Streptophyta, Zygnematophyceae, Desmidiales, Closteriaceae.
AUGCCUCUGUACGCGUACGCGAAGCGUCCGUACACCAACUUGAAGCCUUUGACGGACCGCAUCCAGUCGCCCUUCAUGGAGAUGGACGGGGUUCCAGGCUGCUUCCAGCCCGGGUUUUUACACUCGCCGGGAUCCAGGCGUUCGCAAAGCACAUCUAGCUUGGCGUCGUACGACGACCUGCUGUCCAUCCGCGAGUCGCUGUCGUCAUCGUCGGACGACUCCGACUCGCUGUCUUCAUUGUCUGGCGGUGCGAGCGACAUUCACGACGACGACCAAGACACAUCGGCUUUCUCGCUUCGCGCGCACAUCACCUCCGAGGUUAUCGAGGGACGUCUGGGCUUCAUUGCGAAGCUGAACGAGGGGCGGCACUCCAAGAAGCGUCCCUCCGAAUUCCCUAUGGACAAGGUGCUGCAGCCGUUUGACCCCUCGAAAUUCAACUUCACCAAGAUCGGCCAGAAUGAGAUGCUCUUCCGUUUUGAAGAAGGCGAGGAAGAGGAAAGCCGCUUCAAUGAAGAGGCGGUUGUGGAGGAGAGCCCCAGCAUCGUAGCCGUCAAUGUGUCCCCCAUUGACUACAGCCACGUGCUGCUGGUUCCUCGCAUCCUCGAUAGAAUUCCCCAACGUAUAGACGAGCCGAGUCUCCUCAUGGCUCUCCGGCUAGCCUCGGAAGUCAACGACCCUGCCUUUAGGAUCGGAUACAAUAGCCUCGGCGCAUUUGCAACAAUCAACCACCUGCACUUCCAAGCCUACUUUCUCGACAUGCCCUUUGCCAUUGAGCGUGCAUCUUCUAAGGAAGUUGCAGUUUCAACAAAUGGGUACAAGGUUGAAGAGUUGACUGAUUACCCCGUGAAAACGCUGGUUUUCCAGGCGGGUGCAUGCAUCGAGCAGAUGGCGUCAGCUGCUGCGGCGGCAUGCUGCGAGCUCCAGGAAAGGAAUAUUCCCUUCAACUUGUUUAUCGUUGACAAAGGCACCCGGCUGUUCCUCAUUCCACAGGUGCGUUUCUUCUCCUUGUUCAUCGUGGUGUCUUGUUAUAAGCUGGUCUAA